AGCGCGGCGAUGGGCUGAGGGGAGCGGGCCGGGGCCUGAAGGGAGCGGGGGAGGCCCGGCCGUGGCGGCGCCCUGAACGGCCCCUCCCGUGUCAGUAAACCUUCCCUGCCCGGUCCCUGCCCGGUGCCGUGCUUCCUUACGGCUGUUGUGCCUCCACGGCAGCAGUUGGAGGCCAUGGCAGGCCGGCCCUGUGGUGGUACCACACGUUUACCCCCGGGAUGCAGGACGCUGUGGGGAGGCCGUGACCCCCCCCUCCCCCCUUCGUCACACUGCCCCGAAGCCAGCAGGCCGCCGUUCCGGCCUCGGCUGUGUGUGUGGCAGCCACAGCCCGGCCUGGAGCUGCGUCAGUGUUGGGGCAGGUGGGGGUUAAGGAGAGGUUGCGCUCCAGAGGGGGCGGCACAGAGCUGAGGGAGCGUUGGGCCGCUGCUGUCAGACACGGGGACGGAAUGGCCCUUUGUGGAGCCGCCGGUUGGACUCUGUGAUCGCUGCAGUUCCUUCCCAGCUCAGGAGACUCAGCUCCUGUGGUUCUGUUCUAUCAGGAGACCCUCAGGAUCCGGAUGCAGAACGCUGCGUCCCUGUGCUGCCGUCAGCAAGAAGCUUGGCAGGACGUGCUGCCAAGGCUGGAGCACAGCGUACGUGCAGGGCGGGGAUGUGCUGACUUCCCAUAGUUCUGGCAGCUUCCCGGAAGAUGGAGCCCACAUCGGUGAGGACCAAAGUGCCCUCCUUCCUGUCCGACCUGGGGAAGGCCACGCUGAGGGGCAUCAGGAAAUGUCCCCGCUGCGGCACUUACAACGGCACCCGCGGGCUGAGCUGCAAGAACAAGAACUGCGGCACCGUCUUCCGCUACGGCACACGCAAGCAGCCCGGGGUCGAUGCUGUUAAGAUCAUCACUGGCUCUGACUUACAGGUGUACUCGGUGCGCCAGCGGGACCGGGGCCCGGAUUACCGGUGCUUUGUAGAGCUGGGCGUUUCGGAGACGGCCAUCCAGACUGUGGAUGGGACCAUCAUCACACAGCUCAGCUCCGGCCGCUGCUACGUCCCGGCGUGCCUGAAGGCGUCCACGCAGGGUGUGGUGGAGAAUCAGUGCCAGCACGUCAAGCUGGCCCUGAACUGUCAGACCGAGGCCACCCCGCUGACCCUGAAAAGCUCGGUGCUCAACUCCAUGCAGGCCUCGCCCGAAACGAAACAGACUAUUUGGCAGCUGGCCACAGAGCCCACGGGGCCGCUGGUGCAGCGGAUCACCAAGAGCGUCCUGGUGGUGAAGUGCAAGGCCAGCCAAAAGCACAGCCUGGGCUACCUGCACGCCUCCUUCGCCCAGAAGAUGAGCACGAAGACGCUGGCGGAGCACAGGUUCUUCUGCUCCUGCCAGACCCUGAAGCCUGGCAAGGCCGCCUCGGCCAAGGAGGAGGCGGCAGCACAGAGGUGCAUUCACUUCUUCGCCUGCAUCUGUGCCUUUGCCAGCGACGAGAGCCUGGCCCAGGAGUUUGCCGACUUCCUCACCUAUGACUCAGGCGGUCUGAAAGGGAUCGCUGUCCCUCAGUUGGUGUGUGGCCCUGAGUCCACCGUGCAGGCUGGCGAGGCUGCUGCCAAGGCCAAGAAGAGGAAAAAGGACUUAACGCCCGGGCCUCUCCUAGCUCAGGACACGGCCGGCCUGAGGAGAAGCAGCCUGAAGAAGCCCACGGUUGCUGCCUCACUGAAAAGGCAAGGUUGUAACCAACUUCUGGACGAGUCGCAGGUUACCCUGUCCUUCCAAGACUGGCUGGCCAGCGUCACUGAGCGCAUCCAUCAGACCAUGCAUUACCAGUUUGAGGGUAAACCCGAGCCGUUGGUGUUCCACAUCCCACAGGCAUUCUUUGAUGCGCUGCAGCAGAGGAUAUCCAGUGGGAGUACAAAGAAGAGGUUGCCCAACUCCACUACAGCGUUUGUCCGCAAAGAUGCCCUUCCCCUGGGGACCUUCUCCAAGUACACGUGGCACAUCACCAGCAUCCUGCAGGUCAAGCAGAUCUUCGACACGCCCGAGCAGCUGCCACUGGAGAUCACACGCAGCUUCAUCCAGAACCGGGACGGCACCUAUGAGCUCUUCAAGUGCCCCAAGGUGGAGGUGGAGAGCAUUGCUGAGACCUACGGGCGCCUGGAGAAGCAGCCGGCCAUCCGCCCGCUGGAGCUCAAGACCUUCCUCAAAGUGGGAAACACCUCUCCCACCCAGAAGGAGCCCACCCCAUUCAUCAUCGAGUGGAUCCCCAACAUCCUACCUCACUCCCACAUCGGAGAGCUGCGCAUCAAGUUUGAGUACGGGCACCAGGGCGGCCGUCAGCCCCAAGCCUCCUUCUCCACCCAACAGCCACCAGCGCUGGAGCCCACCCUGGAACUCGCUCCGCUCACCACCAUCACCUUCCCCUGAGCUCCGGGGCUGCAAUCCAGAACUGCCACCACGGCCACGUCAGCCCGAAAGAGAGAAAGAAACCAAGCACAGAGCUGCUGCCGCACCUGGAAAAAGAAAAAGUGCUGCUCACCGGGUGCACGCUGCUCCUCUCUGCACCCAGGAAAGCAAGCUGGGAAGGACACGGGGGGGCUGCACCCCUCCUGCGGAGCACACACACAUCCAGGGAAGCCCCAGCUUCAGCCCAGAGCUGGGGGAGGGGGAAAUCAGUGCAGAGCAAGGACAUGGGGGGAGCAGAGAGCAGGGAUGGGGGUCCUGCCAGCUCCAGGUGACCACUGCCAGCAUUUACCUGAACUCCAGCCACUCCUUGCUCGCAUCCUCCGGCAGAACCCGGCUGCAUCUUCCCCCUGGAUGGAGGAGGGCAUGGCCAGGCUCAUUCCCUCCCUCAGGUUGAUGUGCUGCACCUGGACUUGGGGGGGGAGAGAGCAGCCCAGGACCCCAACUCCUGCAGGGAGGGGCUGCAGGCACCGCACCCCCACCAGCACCACCCCACUGCAUCCCACCCCUCUUCCUGACAGCAGCACAAGGACAUUCGUACUGAAAUAAUUUAUUUUCUAACAAUCCAACAAUACAGAAGUAUACAUACACACGGCCAGGUCUGUCUAAAACACAUACUCUCUAAAAAAAAACGCGUGUGCUAACUUGUAAGAAAAACAAAACAACAAAAAAAAUGAAGCACCAUUAUAUGGUCUUGACACAGGAUUCAUAGUGACGUGCUAUGUACAACGGGAAUUGAACGCCUGGAAAGGAAAUCUUUGCAUCCUCCCAUCUGCUGCUCCCCUUUCACUCUGUGUCUAUCGCUCAGAAGAUGCCAGAACUCAAAAGUGAUGCUAAAAAGCCAAGGAGUGGGGUCUGGGUCUCGGGGGCAAAUUAGAAGGAAAAAGGGGGGAAAAAGAUUAAAAUCAAUGGGAAGGGCAAUGAAAAUGCAUCAAAAGCCACUGAGGUGGGGAAGGCUCCUGAGGUGGGGAUGGAGAAGCCUCUGCUGCUGGCUUUGUUCUGCCCCAGGUUGAGGGAUGGGGAUGGGAUGAGAUGGGAUGGGGACCAACGCCCAGGGCUGGGGGCUUCCCCGUCCCCAAGCAGCGCGGUUUGGACUCGCACGUCUGUGUAAACGCAGGGGGUGCUCCUCGCUCCCCCCCUUUUUUCCAACAAUCUACAAAAAAAAAAAAAUCUCAUUGCUGCAGCUUA
Messenger RNA from Gallus gallus (chicken), 3625 nucleotides. It is a transcript of the gene C2orf42, whose product is annotated as C2orf42 homolog. The transcript is spliced from 10 exons. Gene Ontology annotation, cellular component: nucleus. NCBI's taxonomy places the organism in Eukaryota, Metazoa, Chordata, Aves, Galliformes, Phasianidae. The coding region runs from base 689 to 2401 and encodes 570 amino acids. The record is from RefSeq and is a predicted model, not a curated record.